CCCAGACAAAGCGACUGUUGCAGCUCAGUUGAAUUUUUGGCCGGGAUCAUGUUGGGACGGCGUCUGAACGCUGCGCUGCUGCUGGCUAUAUUUUGCCUGGCCGCAGCCACAGCCACUGGGGCCAUGCCCGCGGAGCAUGCUAAUGCAACCAUACGCGAUGAUCUCACCACGGAGUACGCCAAGCAGAUUAUACGCCAGUCCAAGGUGGCUGAGAUGAAGGGCAUGCUGAACACGAGGAUUGCGCCCUGCGACGACUUCUACAGCUAUGCGUGCGGCAAUUGGCAUCGCCAGAAUCCUGCCCAGCUGUUCGGCGACAUAAUGACGGAUACAUUUCAGUUGAUUGUGAAGGGAUUCGAUCGACGACUGCAACGUCUGCUGCAGUCGGGAUCAAUGCAAUCGGAGCUAGAGCAAAAGCUACAGAGCUUCUAUCGCUCCUGCCUGGUAGCAGAUGUACAUGAUGCCCACUAUAAGCUGGCGCUGCAGAGCAUCUAUCGUGAAUACGGCGGAUUUCCCGUAAUCGAAGGCGCGAGCUGGAAUGCCUCGAGCUUCAGCUGGUGGCGCACAGUUGCGGACAUUCAGCACAAAUACGGACGGAAAAUCAUACUGGCCGUGGAUAUAAUGGCGGACAUUAAGAAUCAUACGCUGAAUCGAGUCUAUCUGGGGCCGCCGGACAACAAACAGACCAUCAGCAUACUGACCAGUCUGGAGACUAAGUCGCUCGCUAAUUACCUCAUGCUCUACUUUGGCGUUGACGAGCGCUUGGCCCGGGGAACCGCAACGAAGCUGAUCAAAUUGCAGCGCGAUUUGGACGAUGGUAGCAUUAGCCAAGGCAUCAGCCUGGCAGAUGAUCUGACACUCUACUCCGUGGCCGAACUGGAGCAGCGAUAUGCGGAGCUGAUCAGCAUCAAGGAGUAUCUGGGCCUGGUGCUGGGCCAGGAGAACGUGCCGGAGCACAUAUACAUCUACAGCGAAAGGUACUUGAAUAAAACGUUAAAAAAGCUCCAGAAGACGCCCAGGGACACAAUUGGCAACUUUGUGAUCUGGCAGUUGCUGGAGACCUACCAAAUCGACUACAAGCCGAACGAACUGCGCAGCUGGUGCACGGAGCAAACCAAGAAGCACUUCGCCAAGCUUACCGAUCACAUGAUCUAUGAACGCUAUCGCAGUCCCGCGGCCGAGGCGGAGGUAAGGAGCGUCUGGCAGCAGAUACGUGAGACGUUCCGGCAGCAAUUGGCAGGCGACAAGCUCGACUGGAUUGCGAACAAAACUCGAGAGCUGGUGAUUAAUAAAUUGGAUCACAUGGAGCUGCACAUCAACUCCUACGACAACGAGGACUUUGAGGGACUCUACGGCGAGCUGACCAUGGACAAGCAGAACUAUGUGCACAAUUUGCAACAGGUGCUCAUGGCGGAGGCCAAGCGCAGUCUUAGGCGACAGCACAAUCCGCCCACCUCACUGGAGGCCACGGAUGUGCUCAGCUUCACGCCCGCCUACAGCAUAUUGGCGAACAACAUCACGAUACCCGUGGCGCUGCUACAGCCGCGCUACUUCUGGGACGCCGACUACCCGCAGGCGCUUAAGUACGGCACCUUGGGCUACCUGCUGGCGCACGAGAUGAUACACGGCUUUGACGACGAGGGACGCAGCUACGAUGCCAAUGGCAACUUGGCGCCCUGGUGGGAUGACAAGUCGCGCUACGAGUUCGAGGAGAAGCGCAAGUGCUUCCAGGCGCAAUAUCAUUCCUAUAAAUACGGCGGCGCACGAUUGCCGGAGAGCGUACAGCAGUCGGAGAACAUUGCAGACAAUGCGGGCGUUAAGCUGGCCUACAAGGCCUAUCAACGCUGGCUGGAGCAGCAGCCGCCGGAGCUGCUGCAGCAGGAGCAGCUAGCUGGCCUCGAGCUGAGCAGUCGGCAGCUGUUCUUCCUGAGCUAUGCCCAGCUCUGGUGUGACGAUGUCCAGUCCUUGUUCAAGACGUCCGUGGCCACGUCGGAUGACCAUGCGCCCGGCAUGUAUCGCGUCAUUGGACCAUUGUCCAAUUUCCAGGAGUUCUCCUGGGUCUACAACUGCUCGCAGCAGGCGCCCAUGGAUCCAGAGUUCAAGUGCGCCGUAUACUAAGCCAGCUGCUCUGAAAUGUUAAUCCCUAGCUGUAGGCCACUAAUAAAAUGAAACGCUAGCUUUAUUAA
Molecule: messenger RNA, 2183 nt
Organism: Drosophila hydei
Lineage: Eukaryota; Metazoa; Arthropoda; Insecta; Diptera; Drosophilidae
Product: neprilysin-4
Exons: 1
Coding region: 49-2115 (688 amino acids)
Biological process (GO): protein processing
Cellular component (GO): plasma membrane
Molecular function (GO): metalloendopeptidase activity
Source: RefSeq, a predicted model, not a curated record